Messenger RNA from Portunus trituberculatus (swimming crab), 4285 nucleotides. It is a transcript of the gene Edem2, whose product is annotated as ER degradation-enhancing alpha-mannosidase-like protein 3. Gene Ontology annotation, cellular component: endoplasmic reticulum; membrane. Gene Ontology annotation, molecular function: calcium ion binding; mannosyl-oligosaccharide 1,2-alpha-mannosidase activity. Gene Ontology annotation, biological process: endoplasmic reticulum mannose trimming; mannose trimming involved in glycoprotein ERAD pathway; carbohydrate metabolic process. Bases 153 to 3284 code for a protein of 1043 amino acids. The transcript is spliced from 19 exons. Lineage: Eukaryota; Metazoa; Arthropoda; Malacostraca; Decapoda; Portunidae. The record is from RefSeq and is a predicted model, not a curated record.
ACUAGCGGAGAGCCAUCUUGGAACAGCUGAUGACACAAAUAUGGCUGCUGCUAGUUUGUGACAUUCUUGUGUGACUAUGCCCAUAAAGUCCAGCGCUACGUCACUGUAACAAUGCUAAUAAUAAUGAUAAGGACAUAAUUUGGAUCCUAGAUAUGUGUUCUGUGUCUUACAUAUGCUUUUGGUUCACCGUGGGAGCAUCAUGGCUUGUAGUAAAUACAUCAGUGAGCGGCAAUUCCAUGUCCGAGGAGGAGAGGCUCAGGCUCAAAGAGGAAGCCAAGGAGAUGUUCUAUCAUGCAUACACGUCAUAUAUGGACAAUGCCUACCCAGCAGAUGAGUUAAUGCCCCUCAGCUGUAUGCCAAGAUGGAGGGGAGUUGACCAAUCCAGGGGGGAUAUAGACGACACCUUGGGAAAUUUUUCACUAACAUUGGUGGACUCUCUGGACACACUGGUUGUGAUGGGAGAUAUAGAAGAGUUUGACCGUGCUCUUCGACUAGUAGUGAGAGAUGUGUCCUUUGAUAAUGACGUAGUUGUCUCUGUUUUUGAGACUAAUAUUCGCAUGGUUGGUGGACUGCUGUCGGGGCAUGUACUGGCAGAACACCUUAAUCAGUUGUAUGGUGCCUUGGGUUGGUAUCGAGGAGAGUUGCUCACAAUGGCACGUGAUUUGGCCACACGACUCCUACCAGCCUUUAACACCACUACAGGAAUUCCCCAUGCUAAGGUAAACUUAAAGUAUGGGAUGAAGUCUCCAAAACUGCAAAGCUCCAGAGAUACUUGUACAGCAUGUGCUGGAACAAUUAUUUUGGAGUUUGCUGCAUUAUCAAGAUUAACUGGUGAUUCCAUCUUUGAGGAGAAAGCACGGCAAGCAUUAGACUGCUUGUGGAGUCAGCGGCACAGAGGAAGUGACCUUGUAGGGACUGUGCUAAAUGUACAUUCAGGUGACUGGGUUAGAAGAGAUUCUGGAGUGGGAGCUGGCAUUGAUUCUUAUUAUGAGUAUCUUCUGAAAGCCUAUGUAUUGCUCGGAGAUGACAGCUACUUGGAGAGGUUCAACAAGCAUUAUAGUGCUGUGAUGAAGUAUAUCAGCCAAGGUCCAAUGUUGCUUGAUGUCCAUAUGCACCGUCCUCAUACAACAUCCCGUAACUUUAUGGAUGCUCUCCUUGCCUUCUGGCCAGGGCUACAGGUUUUGAAGGGAGAUAUUAAACCAGCCAUCGAGACUCAUGAAAUGUUAUUCCAAGUGAUCCAGCGGCAUAACUUUUUGCCAGAAGCCUUCACUACUGACUUCCAGGUUCACUGGGGGCAACAUCCUCUGCGACCUGAGUUUUUAGAAUCUACAUAUCUUUUAUACCUUGCCACUGAUGACCCAUACUACCUGCGGGUUGGAGAACACAUUCUGCGCUCCCUUCAGAAACAUGCCUGGGUACCCUGUGGAUACGCAGCUGUCAAGGAUGUUAGGACAGGUGUUCAUGAAGACAGAAUGGAUUCAUUUGUGUUAUCAGAGACCUUCAAGUAUCUGUAUCUACUCUUUGCAAAACCAAGUGACCUGAUUAUUGAUGUAGAUCAUUUUAUUUUCACAACUGAGGCUCACCUCCUGCCUCUUUCAUUAGCUCGACUUUCUAAUCUAACAGUUGUACCUGGCCCAGAUCCUCAGGAGAGUGCACAGGAUAGUGAUGUAGAAUAUGCAAGAUCGUGCCCAAAUGCUCACUUUCUGUUUCCUGGACGCCAUGAAUUUGCGGAAACUAUAAGACGUCCUCUUAAAAACUUUGUAAAUAAUGUGUGUCCCUCACGUAAAACCCUGCAGAGAAAGCUAAGGGCAUCUGAAUUUCAAGCAGGCAACAGUCGGCACAUGAGCCUGCUGAGGGACAUGGGCAUCACUAUCAUGGCUCUUCCAGAUGGUCGUGUUCAGCUGCUGCACACUUCCUCCAAUGCAAAGUCCUCAGAUGAUGCUGAGGAAGGUCUGCUUUUCAUGCAGGAAAUGAUAGAGUUGAGCAAAUUGCAGCAGGAGCAGCCAGAGAAUCCUCCUCGUGUGGUUUCCUUCCAACAAGAAAUUGAUGGUCAAUCAGUGGUAACAACUAUUCAAGCCGGUCCUGCUCAAUUUGGUUUAGAUCUGAAGGGAGACGUUCAGUUGUUGCUUGUUAUGGUGAAGCUGACAGCUGUGAGGUUGAGGGAACAAGCUGAGGUGGUGGUGGUGGAGAGGACACGUGUGGCCGGGGUCAGGAUUGUUAUCAUAGAGCGUGGAGACUGUAUGUUUAUUGAGAAGGCCCGUAGGUUGGAAACUCUUGGUGCUGUUGGAGGCAUUGUGCUGGACAACACUCCAGGAACUUCUGCUAAAAGUUCCCCAAUGUUUGCAAUGUCUGGUGAUGGAACUGAUGAUGUCAGCAUCCCACUAGUGUUCCUUUUCUCUGCUGAUGCUGAACUUUUGUUGAAUGCUCUUGACAAACAACCUGACCUUGAAGCAGCUCUGUCAGAUUUUCCAUACAAAGAGAGUGGUACUGGCUCUGUGGAGGAAGUACAACUUGAGUUGAGUGCCACUUCUGAGGCUGGGAAAGAAACAAAAGUGGCUGAAUCAGAAGAGGGUCAACUACCUCAAGUGAUAUCCAUCAUAAACAAGAGACAGAAGGAGGAUGAAGACAUAAGUGGUGAUGAUUUAGUGACAGUGGUGGAGGGACAGCAGGCAAAACAUACUGAACAAGAAAGAAAAGAUUAUUUCCUCAAGUUUCAGAAAGCUCUCAUGGAACUAGAAAAUGCAAAUUCUGCUGAAGAGAUUCUUGUUGCGGCAGUUCACUAUGUCAACAGCAGACAAGAGCAGGAGGUAGCAGAGGGCAAUAUUUUAAAGACUGGACAACCAUCAUCUGCAAUCAUUACAGAACUUCAGGGACUAUUAAUCAAGAAAACAUCAUCUGAUCCUAGUCUCCUUAAAUCGCUAUUAAGUGUACAUCUACGGGAGCUAAUGGCAGUGUUACAGCAAGCAUCACCCAGCACCUCUGACUUAGAUACAUCUCUGCAUCAUCUGUUGAACCAACUAACUGCUCUUACUCUUAAACCAUCAGUGCUUGAUCAUCCUAGAAAUACUGCCUCAGAAACUAAACUUUCUCAUCAGAGAGGCUCACCAAAAGGGGAUCAUAAUGAAGAUAGUAAACUUGAAGAAGAACUUUCUGAAGUAAUUCAGCAUCAAAUUAGAAAAAUAAGAAAGCAGUUUGAACACACUACAGACAGUGACGAUGUGAGUGCUAACAAAGACAGAGACUCCUUACAAACCAAAGAUCUUGAUAGGAAAGAUGAACUAUAAAGCAAUAAUAUUUUCAGAGACCUAUUAAAUGACUUAAUAUAUACAUAAAUACAGCAAAAGCCUCAUUGUUUUGUGCAUAAAAAGAAUGGGAUAUAACAUCUACUCUUCUCCAUAUUUAUUUAAAUUGUCCAUAAUCUAAGCUGUUCUGAGUGAACUUUUGGUAUUUUCACUUGGAUAGAAUUAAUUUUCAAAUGAGAUUAUGAGUAGUACUUUGAAUUAGGAGUAAACAUUUAAAUGAAUGUAAAAAAGACAGUUGUUGGUAUUGUAUUAUAUACUUAAUUAUUUUGUUAAUUAUAUACUCGAGGUUAUCAAGUCAUAAUGUAAAUGAUCUUUUAUUGUGAAUAAGUUUAACAAAAUUAAAAUUCUCAUUGAACUCUUUUUCUGCAUACAAUAGAAGCAUAGAGCUUACUUAAAACUGUUUUAACCCAUCUUUGCUAACCCUUCCACUUGGCUUACAAUUGAUUCCUAGGACAACUUGCAGUUGUCAUCAAAACAGUCACUAUAAUUGUUCUAAAUGCACCACAAAACCAAAAUACUCACAAACUUUUUUUUGAUACUGAUAAGGUAAGAUCACACUUAAUAAUUUAUUGUUAUUAUAAUGCCAUAUUAUCUCUUUAUAAAAGGGAAAAUAACUUAACAUUGUUGGUAAAUACUCAAAUGUCUAAAAACUAAAUUCAUUGUUGAUUAAUCUGUUCUGAAAGAUUGUGUGGCUGUGACAAAAUUUUUGCAAAGCAUUGCAUACACACACACACACACACACACACACACACACACACACACACACACACACACACACACACACACACACACACACACACACACACACACAGUCAUGAUAUGAACUUAAGUGGAACCAGAACCAUAAGUGCAUUUCUGUGCCAUUAUGGUAUGAAUUAAGUACAAAGUGCAAGAGGUUAUCACUGCUACAUAGAUUCAGUCUUCCUAUUAUUUAAAGUGCAUACAUCAUGUACUUGAAAUAAAGUGAGUCAAGUGCAAAUCAA